GCCGCGGGGGACCGCAUGCAGCUCGCCACCUCGGGGUGGGCGGCGGCGGGGCGCUGGGGCGGCGGCACGGGGCGGGCUGGGACCCCGCACUCUCGCACGGACUUGGAGGGAUCCGGCGGGAGGAGUCUGCGAGGAGGAGGCGGAGGAGGAGGAGGGAGGGAGAAGAGAGGAAGACCGGAGUCCCCGCGGCGGCGGCGGCGGCGGUGGUCCGGCGUGAGGGUGAGCCCUGCGCGGCGCGGGCACCGGGCGCUACCACGAGGCCGGGACGCUGGACCCUGGGCUACCCGCAGGCCAGCUGCCACCUUCUUGAAGAAGGACCACACCUGUGUUUAUUCCUCGCUUUGGAAGAGAGACGUAGGAAUAGAAGCUCUGAGAAUGGUGGACUCUGCAGAAAAGAGGAGUGUGAUUGUGUUUCCGGAACAGCCCAAGGCUCUAGAAGUAGAGUAUGCAGGCCCCUCACCACUGUGGCCUCUCCUGUUGCGGAGCCUACGCACAGGCUCAGCAGCCAUGGCUCAUGGGCCUAGCCGCUCCGCAGCAUGUGGGAUCCUCCCGGACCGUGUCCCCUGCAUCAGCAGGCGGACUCUCAACCACUGCACCACCAGUUUCUGCAGUCAAGUGGCUGGGGUGAGCUACCCGUGGACCGUGGACCGGCUCCUGGACUGGUGUCCCGUGGACCGUGGACCGGCUCCUGGACUGGUGUCGACUGAGGUCUCACAGGUGCUCUCUCUGGUUUUCUGCUCUUCUAUGUUGCUUGUCUAUAGCUGGUGUAUUUCAUGGAUGGUCAUGUUUCUCCACUUGUUCAGGACUUGGUGGUAUGCCUCGGCUGACUCAGGCCCACCGUCAAUCUCAUCAGCACUACAGAUUUCUUUGAAUCUCCAACCACACUCUCUGUUCAGUGUCCUCAUCUCCACUUCUGCUGUGGGUCUACUUUGUCCUCCUUAUGGCAGAACUACUAUCUCUUAACUGAGCCAUGUUCUUUGUCCUCUACAAGAGAUGUGGGAAGAUCUAUGUCCCUUCUUCACCACACAGGGGCUAAUGGAAGCUCAGAUUGGGCCCUCUUUUACUUUCUCUUCUACUCUGUUCUCUUUCCUCCUCUCUGCCCAUCCCAUUGUGCUGCUGGCUCACCUUAAACACUGAUUUCCUUCUGGAAUCCCAAAUGGGAAGUAGAGGAGGAUCCCUCUGGCUUUAGCCUUCCCCUUGACCCUUCUAACACACCUUCCCUCUCUGAGACUUAUUCCUGGGAUCAAGAAAACUUCUCACUGGCUGGCUUUCCAAAAUCCAACUUCAAUUUCUCCCCACAAUCCAUUGGAACAGGUAGAAGGCUCGAACAUUCCACUUCUUCAACAUCGUCUCUUUGCUGUAUCCUGGGACAGGAAUUCAAUGGCCUGGUCAUCAUAGGUGGACAAAGUUGUUUCCCUAUACUAUAAGAGAAACUCCAUGAUCUAGGCUAUCAGGUUUAAUUAACACUUGAUAUGUCAAUGGUGGUAAAAGGAAUGUGGAGAAUACCUUCUCUCUUGCCUCUUUUUUUUUUUUUUUUGGCUUUCUAAAUAACUAUUUUGAUCAACAAUCUUAUUUUUUAUGUCAAAAGCUAAUUUUUAAACCUUUUAAAAAUUAAUUCCUGCUUUAACAGUCUUAACCCCACCCUCCACAUACCACCCUUAGGCACAUGGAGGCUUGAGGCCAACCAAAGAAGAGAUCAUAUUCAUGAAAACGCAAAAGAGAAAAGCAUAUUAAUAUGUUCCAUAAAUAUCCAAGUUACAGAUAUAUAUAUGUAUAUUAUUUUUUAAUAAAAAGCAUUUGUGUUAUCUAUUGCUGUGUAAUGAAUUACACCAAUCUUUAGUGGCUUAAAACAAUGAAUACUUAAUAUUUCACAGUUUCUAUAGAUCAUGAAUUUUGGAAGCAGCUUAGCUUGGUGAUUCUGGCUCAGGGCCUCUCAGGAGGUUACAGACCAGAUGAGAGCUGCAGUCAUCUGAAGGCUUGACUGAGGCGGAGGUCAACUUCCAAGUUCACUUACAUAGCUAUUAGCAGGAGGCUCCUGCUGCUUGCUGGCUGUUGGCUAGAGGCCUCUGUUUCUCACCACAUGGGUCUCUCCUCAUGACAUGGCAACUGGCUUCCCUCAGAGCAAGUAAUCAGAGAGAGAGAGAGAGCAGGAAGUCAUCGUGCCUGUUAUGUCUUAGUCUCUGGUCACCACUGCCACUGUUGCUUUAUUCUAGUCAUUGGAAAUGAGUCACUAAGUCCAGCUCAUACACAAGGAAAAAGAAUUAGGCUCCACCUCUUAAAGGUAGUGACAAAGAAAGUGUGGAUGUUGUAAACCACCGAAACAUUAAAAUCAUUUAUUGCCCAUGUCCUAUGUGCAGCAUGUAAAAAUCAACAACAAAACAGAGAUAUUUUUCUUACAUAACAGAGCUGAAAGUCUAGUGGGUAUGUGAACCUGAAAACAGGCAAUUACCGUACACUGAGCUGUGGGUCCUAGUUUUCUCCCAUGUGACAUGGGGGACAAUAGGUGCUUGGGGGUGCAUGAGUCAAUACAUGUGAAAAUGCUUUUGUGUAAGUAUAGUUUAGCAAAGUGAUCAAGAGCUGAGAUUCAAGAGCCAGAAGGUCUACAUUCAAAUCCCAUCUCUGCCACUUACUGGCCAGUUGACCAUGGGCCACUAACUCAUCUUCUCUUUGCCUCAGUUUCCUCAUCAGUAAGGUGGGAGAGUAACAGUACUCAAUUAAUAGGAUCCUUGUGAGCAUUAAAUAAGUUAACGUUUGGAAAAGUCUUAAGAGGUGCCUGGAACAUAGCAAGAUUUAGUUACCACGGUUGUAAACUACAGGCUGCUUCAGAAAUGAAGGGAAUUAUUAUUCUAAUUUCUGAGAUAGGUAUAUAUCCUUAUGCCUAUCUAACUGAAAAUGAAAUUAACUUUUUAAAAAAGAUUUAAUUUGUAAUAAUAUAUUUCUACUUUGUUUCUUUUUAAGCAUACAAUGUGUAGUAAAAUGUGAAUGUCACUCUUCACCACCCUCACCCACUCAUCAAUCCCACUUCCUUCCCUGGAGGAAACCACUUUAACAGUUUCAUGAAUGUU
This is a messenger RNA of Physeter macrocephalus (sperm whale), 3065 nucleotides long. RefSeq names its product rRNA/tRNA 2'-O-methyltransferase fibrillarin-like protein 1. The record is from RefSeq and is a predicted model, not a curated record. The transcript is spliced from 6 exons. The coding region runs from base 16 to 963 and encodes 315 amino acids. Lineage: Eukaryota; Metazoa; Chordata; Mammalia; Artiodactyla; Physeteridae.